AAAAAUGUGCAUGAAAUAAGUGCAUGCAUAUUCAAUUUUGAUUAUAUGACCAUCUUGUUUCAGUUGAGCCUGCUAUGCAUUACAGUUUUUAUCUCAUGUGCAGUCUAAUAUUGUGUCUGUAAGACUUAGUGGGCAUGUUUGCUGUGCAUGUUUGUUGGAAACUUACUUAAAUCACAGAUUGGCUGAGUGUAUGGUGAGGUGUGGGAGUCAAACCCUUCAUGUAUGAGUCAGAGUAAACAGACUGUUUUACAGGAAGAGCAGACAGAAACGAUCCACUCUGCCUUCAGGCAAAGCUUCAACCCUUUCGAGAGAAUGGAGAACUCCGAGGAGCAUUUCUACGAUUACCCAGAGUAUGAAAACAGCAGCUCUAACUUCAGCUAUGAUGACUAUCAGACCAUCUGCGAGAAAGGCGACGUUCGCUCCUUUGCAAGAAUCUUCCUCCCAGCUGUUUUUGGCUUAUCUCUAGUGAUUGGUUUAGCAGGCAAUGCUCUGAUUGUGGCAGUCUAUGCAUACUGCAAGCAACUGAAAACAAUGACUGACACAUUUAUACUCCACCUGGCAGUUGCAGACCUUCUCUUGCUCCUAACGUUGCCCUUUUGGGCAGUCGAUGCGGUCCAUGGCUGGCAGCUCGGGAUAACCAUCUGUAAACUCGUAUCUGGUCUGUACACCAUCAACUUCACCUGUAGCAUGAUGCUUUUGGCCUACAUCAGCAUGGAUCGGUAUUUGGCAUUGUCGGUGGGAUCCAGAAACCAAGGCCUUGGACGUGUUUUUCAAAAGCAGCAUUGUGGAAAACUCUGUGUGGUGGUUUGGAUGGCUGCGUUUCUUCUCGGCAUCCCUGAUUUGGUGUUUUCAACAGUCAGAGAACUCCCUCAUAAAAAAAGCUGCCUUGCGAUGUAUCCGUCAGACAUGGCGCUCAGGGCUAAAGCUAGUUUGGAAAUGGUGGAGGUAGUGAUUGGGUUUCUGCUACCUUUACUAGUGAUGUUGUUCUGCUACACCCGUGUAGGUCGAGCUCUGCUGAAGCUCUCAGAGGAUAGAAAGUGGAAGAAGUGGCAGUACAUCCGUGUUUUGCUGGCGAUGGUGGGAGUUUUCCUGGUCACGCAGUUGCCCUACAAUGUGGUUAAGUUCUGCCGGGCUUUAGAUAUCAUGUAUACAUUUGUCACUCACUGUGGGGUUAGUAAAAAGCUGGAUUGGGCUACUCAGAUCACAGAGAGCUUGGCACUUACGCACUGCUGUCUAAAUCCUGUUGUAUAUACUUUCGUUGGUUCCUCCUUCAGACAGCAUGUUUUGAAGUGUGCCAAAGACUUUGGAGACAGAGGAAGGAGGUUGGCACAUGCGAGGGAGCAACAGGAAGUAAAUAUUUCAUUGAAUUCUCAUUCGCACUCCCGAGACACCAGCACUUUCUCCAUUUGAGCAUUAGGAAUGAAGAGUUGUAGAUGUUUACCAGACUGUGGAGGAUCUGCACCAUCUGCAGCUUUGGAAAUGUGUACACAAAGUGACAGAAUGGAGCUUUGUUUCAGAGCGUUUUGACCAGAAGAGUAAAUUCUUUCUCGAGUAAAUGCUGAGACGCAAGAUGUCAACAGUCGAGUUGGUAUCGAAAAGAACAACAAAGAAAGAUCAAGCUCUGCGGAGUGAUAUGAGAGACAUGGACUUGUGUGGAUUGAUGGUUGAUUCAAGUCAUAGCAUGCUUGGGUAGACAUAUAAGACGCCAUGUUUAUUUGGACUGCAUACCAUAAUGGUAUACUGGCAGGGGCAUACGCAUACGUCAAGAUUUUUUGUUUUCAUGACAAUUGAUAUGAUAUGGAAGGCAAUCAGGGCCAGAAAUCUUUUUUUAAUUUUUAUUAUUUUAUAGGGGUUUCUUACCUUUAAACAGGACAGUAUAAAUAGAAAAGUGUGGGAGGCAGAGAGAGGGUAAGGAUAGGCAAAGGACCUCGAGCCGUGAAUCGAACUAGGCUCACCGUGAGAGAACCCUGACAUAGUUGAAAUGCAUUUAGGCAUAAACUAGAAAUACAUUUAACAUUGCCACCUUAAUAAGAUCAGUCUGUGCUUUGUUAUGCACACUUAAAAGGAGCAAUACAAAAUUGCUUCCUCUACACUAGUUAAGAUCUGCAUGCUUGCACUAUAAAAAACUCAAGCUCUGUCUAGUAUCGGUCUGAGAGUUGCAGACUUCUUAAAAAGACUUAACUAUGUCAUCAGGUGCUUAAGUUACUUUGAUCCACGCAAGUUAUGAAAGACUAUGAAAUUUUGUCCUGCAAGCACAAAGCAUAUCAGCAUAUCUGCAUGAUCAAAGCUCUGCCUUAACAUGGUCAAGCUCGGUGUGAUGACAAUAAAAUGUAAAAACUUUGGGUCCUGAUUGCCUUUCACACCAUUUGUACAUGCAUGAAUAAGAAUAAAGUAAUAGACUGACCUGAAAGUUUGCAUUUAUGCGUACGAAAGAUGAUUUCAAGACUGUGUGUGAUGUAUCUUUUUCUACAUAACCAUCUGCAAAAUUAUGAAUAAAAAGAAGUUUUCUAAACUUGUAAAA
Molecule: messenger RNA, 2521 nt
Organism: Danio rerio (zebrafish)
Lineage: Eukaryota; Metazoa; Chordata; Actinopteri; Cypriniformes; Danionidae
Source: RefSeq, a predicted model, not a curated record